This is a messenger RNA of Pomacea canaliculata, 3543 nucleotides long. RefSeq lists its product as uncharacterized. The record is from RefSeq and is a predicted model, not a curated record. The transcript is spliced from 8 exons. NCBI's taxonomy places the organism in Eukaryota, Metazoa, Mollusca, Gastropoda, Architaenioglossa, Ampullariidae. Bases 942 to 2648 code for a protein of 568 amino acids.
GAAUACGAAGCGUCGAACAGGCAUUGUACAGCGGACCACCGCCACCUUCACAGUCUGCACGCGCACGUGUGGGUGCGUAGUGUGCGUGCGUCAGGCGCGUGGACGUCUCCAAGCUUGGUGCAUGUGCGUCUCUAUUCACGUGCUGUCGCUCCCACGCGCGUUUGAGUAUCGUCGAGCGAAAGGUACAAUUCAUUGUUACGAAGGAUGCAACACCUCGGUGCAAGCGUUCCCACUUCUCCGACCUGCUGUCAUUUACCGCACGCAGAACUGACGUCCCACCCACCACCCUGCUACCCUGCUACCCGCCAGACGUAAUAGUAUCUAUUCAGUCAAGUGGUUGUCCCCCUCUACCCUGGGAUGUUGCCAACGAGAAGCAGAAGAUAACAGACGUGAGCACCCACCGCGAACGGCGGAGCAGCAGCAGCAGCGCAGCACAGCGCGGAGUUGGCGUUGCUGCACCUCCUGGCCGCGUCCCACCACUGCCGGCGGCUGGCCUGUGGUAAAGGGCUUGCUAGGACCUCUUCCCUCUCUGUAACACCAGGUUGCAGGCAGUGGUUCUGACAGCUUGUUCGUACUUCAGCGACACCAUCACGAACCCACAACAGUGCGGCGCAGGGCUGCUGCGCUUCAUUAGCGAUGGUUGCCUGCGGUCAGGCACGGAGAGGGUCUGGAGGUGAAAAUUAAUUACAGUUUGCUCCACUCGUUGGGGUCGCAGUGUCUCCGUGUCGGUGUCGCAGACGAAAGGAAGCACCUGAUCCCCAUACACACCACACACACAGAUGGGCAAGGCAGAAGGUGGCGAUGAGAGACAGGCUGGAAGUGUGGGAUUCCACAGUCUGACGCCCGCCUGCUGCAGUGUGGCGAUGGCGCAAUUGUCUGCGCGCGGCGUCCAAACAAACAGGUUACGAGGCUAGAGGUCAUCCUGGUGCAGCCUGUCAGCAAUGAUGAUGACCUGGCGGUUCACCUGGCGGCUCACCUGGCUGUUGGGCCAUACGUUCGUCAUCUGGACUUUUCUCUGCGCUUUACAAGCGACAGGACACCAAGAGGACUGUGACGUCACCAUAUGCAAGGACAAGGACGAGCCGCCGCUCACCUGCCCACCUGGCUCACUCCUGCUGGUGCGCAACGUCACCAGCACCCACCACACCACCCACGGCGCCCUGCUGAAGAACCUCAAGCGAACUUGCAUGGGGCGGACUGCCUGUCCCACCAGACUCUUCUGCACGGAGAGCUACGGAGCCGCUGACGUCACGUACGUGUGUGUCCGUGCCAGUCGGAUAGAGGAGAACAGCUGCACCCAGUCCGUGGUCAGGGUGAAGGGUCAUCAAGGCUUCAUCCAGAGUCCCGGGUACCCAGCAGCUGUGACGACGCGAAGAUGUCAGUGGAACAUCACACCCGACACUACUCGCAGCGCUGUCCACGUCUUCCUCCACGACCUCUCCGCCACCCAGCGGGUACCCGAGCCGUGCGACAGCGGCCUGAGGAUCUCGGCAUACAGCUGUGACACACGCACACAGUACAACAAGCUGCUAUGUGCUGACGAGGGGAGUCGCCAGGCGACUGAGGAUGUCAGCAGCCUCCUCGUCUCGUGCGGUCCCGUGGACAUCCAGCUGCACUCGGGCCGGCAGCAGCUGCGCUUCUGGGUUUCUUUUAAAGUGACCGACAACCAGGUGCCAGAAGCAACAUCCUCCGUCCUUUGGGAGGCUGGACUGGUGGUGCUGUGUGGUGACAAGGCGUCGGCAGGCAGGGUCGUACCCUCCCACCCGGAAAUGAAUGCAACUGUGAACAGCACAGCGACCUCAGCUUCCGGAGUGUCGACUGCAGGAGGAGAGGGAGACAGAGAUCGCACUUUGCUGUAUGUUUUAAUCGUCUUGGUGGUUCUGUUUGGAGUUUUCACGAUCAUUCUGUCAGGCAUCCUGAUCGCAGUUUGUAUCAGGCGUAGACGUCCGCGAUUGAUUGAGCACGUGUACGCGGUGCCCACGUCCUGCGAGGGCAACAGUCUGCUGGGGGAGGGUAUGUACCGGCGGACCCCCAGCGUGGUGCAGGUACCCCCACGGCCACGGCUCCACGAGCACUACUCUGACGUAGCAGACGCCGUCAAGAACAGUCCCCCUCGUGACGUCAUGCCGGCCUCGCCUGGCUACGCCGAGGUGGAGCCCCGUGACGCAGACGUCAACCCCAGCAGCAGCGGCAGACCGCGGUUCCAGUUCCGCGUCCGACAGCGCAGCACGACCCCCAGCACGUCCAGCACGACGUAUGAAGAGGUCAACCCCUGCGUCAUAGCCACCACCGUCGCCAACAACAGCAGCAGCGGCGGCUCCCCAUCCGUAAACACGAAAACAGAAGUGACGGCUGCAAAGCGCACGGCGCAGGCCUACGUCAACGCACCGGACAGCGCAGACGACUCGGAGGAGAAGGUGGGAGGCAAGGACAGCAACAUGAACGACAAAGGCAAGUCCAAGGCCGUGGUGACCAGACUGACCACCAACGCCGGCCCCCACACAGGGCUGAAGGGACACAACCGCCCCAACCAACGACUGUAUCCCCUACAGGAGGGGCGUGUUGCGUCCCUUAUAUCGUCGCUCAAUAGAAACAAAGACCAGUCCACCAAGGACAGCACCAAAGGAGAGCAGAAAGAAACUUUGUGAUAUUGUGUUCCGUCUGGAUUGUUCAGUGUCUGAUAGAACUCGCCAGCUCGCGCCUUUCAUCUGCAAGACUUCAGUAUUUGCUGACGUGUAUGUAGAUGAAGACAGCACAGGUAAACACACACGUACACACCGACACAAGUAUGUAAUGAUGGUGUACAGCAAAAACAGCUGUGUACGGAAACAAUGGUCAAAAUAAACACACGCGUACUCGUCAUUGCCACCACCACCACCACCACCACCACCACCACCACCACCACCACCACACCACCACCACCACCACCACCACCACCAUCAUCAUCAUUUUGCAGAACAAACUGAGUCAGCAUAUAAUUUCAAGCCGUCCUGAAGCACUAACCCUGACACAAGUGACAAUCGUUUCUGUGCCGUUGUCGUUGUUGGUGUAGUUGUAGCUCAGCACUCGUUGGCCACGUGACGUUGGACAAGUUGUUAUUCUUGCAGAUGUUUGUGUGACGGCACUUCACAGGUUUGCUGAGUUGACAAGUGUUUGGAGAGCUUGCUGCUGGUCAGUGGAGUGAAUGUCGUGGGAUGCUCACUUUCUGUGAGGUUCAGAGGUCGCCAACCCGUUCUUCGUGCGGAUUCUCAUGGACUACAUGCGACAUCUGUCAAGAACCUCAUGUCCUCAUCUCACCUCUCGGUCGUCACUGUUGUCGUUAAUGAUGACCAGGGCGAGGCCAUGGUGUAAGGUCACAUGAAAUGAUUCAGAAGAAGAAGGAAAGAGUGUUUGUAUAUGUGUGCACCCGUGUUUGUGUGGACGUGUACCUGUGUUUGACUUCACGUAAGUACGAAUCUGAGGUCAUGGGUGCGAGCCUGCGCACCUGUCUUCAAAUGGCUGUAUUUAUAAAUGGCAAUAAAAGGCAGAGUAUGUCAGUAUUAA